Messenger RNA from Dracunculus medinensis (Guinea worm), 1044 nucleotides. Lineage: Eukaryota; Metazoa; Nematoda; Chromadorea; Rhabditida; Dracunculidae. The record is from the annotation of a GenBank genome assembly.
AUGUUUUUGGUGAGAUUAGCCAAUGAGACUAAACCAUUUGGCAAUGAACCGACUUCUGUACUUCUUCGCAUUUACUCCGAUCCAAAAAACAACGACUUAAUGAAUGAAUCCAUUAUUUGUACCAUUUUCUCUGAAAGGAAGAUUGGACCAAAACUUUUAGGGAUAUUUAGAGGCGGUCGAUUCGAAGAAUACAUACCAUCAAGAUCUCUGUCGCGUCAAGAAUUAUCAUCUCCUUUAUAUAUGGAUUUGAAUUUACUGAAUUCUAGGAUAACCUGCUAUAUCGGUCGUCUCCUAGCACAGGUCCACAGUCUUAAUGUCCCAGUGAAGAAAGAACCACUACUCAUCGAACGAGCAUAUAUAUGGCUGAAAAACUUGCAUAAACAAAUGAUACACAAAAUGCAAACUACUAAAGUAUCAGUCGAUUUAUCUCAAGUAGGUUCUCAGCUGCUCAAAAUUUGUCUCUAUCUCAAAAUUUCAAAAGAAAGAUUCUUUCUUUGUCCGAAGGAAGUGACCUGCCAGCUGCUAACUGAGGAGCUUGAGAUACUCGAACAGUGUGUCCUAAGAAGUAAAAGUCCGAUAGUGUUUUGUCACAAUGAUCUCCAGGAAGGCAAUAUUUUAUUAAGGAGAAAUAGUGAGAAUGCGAACAACUUGGAUUUGGACAAAGGAAACGUAAAUGAAUCUUUAAUUCUCAUCGAUUUUGAAUAUUCCGGCUAUAAUUAUCGGCAAAUUUCGAAUGCACCUUAUUAUUCAAUCGAUCAGCAGCUAUUUCCUGACGUCGAACAACAAAGAAUACUAAUCUCAUCUUAUUUGGAUGAGAUGCAUGCGCACGAAGAGAGUGCCAAAGUUUUUGAUAGCAGUAGCAUUAUCGACGAACUUAUCAUUGAAAUGGAUCGAUUUACAGCAGUAUCGCACUUAUUUUGGUCAAUUUGGGCAUUUUUUUUGGCACAAGAUUCACCAAUCCAAUUUGACUAUAUCAGUUAUGGAAUGGACCGCUUAGCUCUUUAUUACGACAAGAAAUCAUCAUUAAUGCAAUAUAUGAGAUGA